Messenger RNA from Capsicum annuum, 1696 nucleotides. RefSeq lists its product as uncharacterized. Lineage: Eukaryota; Viridiplantae; Streptophyta; Magnoliopsida; Solanales; Solanaceae. Bases 737 to 1378 code for a protein of 213 amino acids. The record is from RefSeq and is a predicted model, not a curated record. The transcript has 2 exons.
UUGUCUCUUUAGAUGGCCAGCAAAAUUUGGCCCACCAUUUCACAAUUUAUGUAGCAAAUCACUAACGUUUAACAUAAUUAUAAGAUUUUGUAACCAUGACGGAAGGGAUACUUCAUAUUUCACACUUGAAUGUUUUUGAUUGACUAUUAAUGCCACAACAUAAUAGAAGAUACAUUAUAUUCUUCUAUGUUUUCCAAAAGAAAAGAACCCCUUCAGUCUCAAGAAACUUCCCACCGACGAUUCCUCCAUAUAUUGCUAUCUGUGUAUAAAAAAAAUCAGUCUUUCCUUUUCAAUAUAUCUUUUUUCACAAAAUUAUUUAUCUUGUAACCUAUCCUUUAUUGCUUCUACAACAGUGGCGCUCAUUUGAGUUUUGCAUGCAUAUCUCAAUUGUUUUAUCAGCCACCUUUCAGUAGUACAUCUAUCUGGUAACAUUGUUCAUCGCAGUAUAUGUAAUUGACAUGUCUUCAAAAAUCCAAGUUUGUAGUAUGCUAAAUUAGGUUCCAUAGGCAAGAUCUCUUGGUUAUCUUGUCUUACUACCUUUUACCAAUACAUAGAUAUACGAUAACUUUAUUCACCGGAGUACUAAGCAUAUCUCCAAGAAUCUUAAUUUGUAUGCUAAAUUAGGUUCAAUACGCACAUCUCUUGGCUUUCCUACCUUUUCCCAAUAUAAAUAUCUGGUAACUCGGUUCAUAAUAGAAAUAACCAUAUCCCAAGAAUCUCAAUUAAGGUUCUUGAGAUGGGGAAUUGUGUGUUCAAGGGUUUUGGUUCUGGAGAAGUUGAUCAAGAAGAAGAAAACAAGAUGAUAAAAGUAGUCACUUCUAAUGGUGGCAUCAUGGAGCUACAUGCACCUAUCACUGCCCACUGCAUCACUAAUGAAUUCCCAGGCCAUUCCAUUUAUCAUAGCCAUGACAUGUUGUCUCCACCACUUUUUCCUAAUGAGGAACUUCAUGCUGGUCAAUCAUACUAUCUCCUCCCUCAAUUAAACCAUCCUAUUAUUAAAUCCAAAAGAGGAAGAGAUCUUGAAAAAGAAGAAAAAAGUGAUGUCAAUAUUACUACUUGUAAUAGUAGUAGAAACAAUUUAGCUCAAGCAACACCUUAUAGGAUGUCAUUUGAUAAUCAAAGGAUGCGCAAGAGAUCAGAAGCUGAGGUUUUUCCUACCUACAAUAGUACAGGUGUGUGGAAAGUGAAGUUGCUUAUAAGCCCAGACCAGCUGUCAGAUAUUUUGGCACAUGAGGCACGUACAGAGGCACUAAUAGAGAGUGUUAGGACAGUAGCCAAAUGUGGUUCUGGGGCUUCUUCUAUGGGUACUGCUCAUUCAGAUAAAUGGAGUUAUUUUAGCACUAAUAAUAAUAAUUGGAAGGCAGCCAACCCUAUCUGAGUACUCUUCAUGUUUGUGCUAUAUUCUUAUUUUAUCGAUUUCGAGUACCAUUGAAUACAAAAUCAGCUAUAUUAGAAAGCGCUUAACCUUUUAAUUUAGGACUUUUCGGUAUGAGUACUUUUCUUUGCGAAUAAAGUUUUAUAUAGUUAUGUAAAUCUAGUAGUGAUGGCACUAGCAGCAUCAACAUUGAUUAAUUUAAUUUCUUCAUGUAAUAUAUUUGGCCAAGUUAGUAUUACAGUGGUGUAUCUAGCCAUGGUUCGUGGGCUCAACAGUACCUAAUAAUGUUUUAACUUGGAGUGGGUUUGGUAUGAAGGAAAA